GGCAAUUCAUCACGACUCCCGCAAGCAUUUUCAGCUCGUAGCGUUUCGGAAAAGUUUCGAGUACCGCUCGUGAUCGUUUCGCUUCCGUGCUCUGACGUUGAAGAAACGCCGGCGAGAUAGAUGACGGUGAGAGACAGUCGGAUCCCGAGCUCCGACGCGGACAAGAAGAAGACGAUGCUGCCGCAGGGACUGGCGGCGGAGCUCGGCUCCGCCGGAACUGGGGCUGCGGUGGACCGCGAUCAGCCGAUCGAUCGCCGGAGAUCGUUCGGGGCGGCGAAGUCGAAGGUGUCCGCGGAGAGCGGAGGAUCGUCGGAGGAGAUGGAGUCGCCGCGGUCUCUGGCGGGGAAAUGGAUGCUGAGGGCGGAGAAGAAGCUGGGGUGCUUGCACAGCCAGGUCCUGAGGAUCAGAGAGGAGGAUCUGCACCUCGGCGAAGAUAUCGGCGAAUGCCUCAGCGCCAAGGACAAGGUCGUCGGCAGCAGCAGCAGCGCGGUCGUGGCGGCGGCCUCGCGCGCGGACAUCGUGGUCUUCUCGCGGCCGAUCUUGCCGUGCUCGCCUCUGAGCGGCAAGGUCAACCCGAUCCAGUCCGUAGGCUGAAGAGACAACAAGGAGUUCGUGCCGUCACGAGAUGAGAGAAGAUGGCGAUGAGAGCUAAGAACGACGAGGAGGAGCUGGGAGAGUUAUGGAGCGUCGUCUUGUUCGCUGACGCAGGAGAGGGAGACUGUUGAGUGAUCGUCGUCUGGUCGUCUGCCGUUUGUAUAGAGGUGUGAGAGGUGUUAAGAGACGAGAUGAUUUCAAAAAAAAAAAAAAGGAAGAAGAGGAGGGAAGAGAGACGAUGAUGAUGAUGAUGUACAGUGAAGAGGUAUGAGAAUUUGUGUACAUGAUGAACUUUGAGACACGCCUGAUGCGCCCCCGAUCGGUCUCCAAUCUCCAAUUGCCUCCGUCGUUCCGUGUAGAAGAGAGCAGAGCGCAACGAACCGAACGAUUAAAAAGCAGCAAAUUUCGAUGAACGGAAACCGUAUAGAAAACAGAGAGAAAACCUGUCGUGCCAAAUUGGACUAAAAAGCUCGAAAAACAUGAAAGCAUAAACGGACGACGAUGGCCUAUCAGCACUAGAAAUCGCGUGUGGAGGGCCCGCCCGAACAACUGAUCGGCCCUCCCUUUUUGGGCGGAGCCCAAGCUUUGACAGAGAGCCGUCCCAAUCGAUGGCCGGGCCAAGUGGGCUUCCGGGUCCACGAUGGUCAGGACUAGUGGGGGGGUGUUUCUGCCGCAGGACUCUGACCCCGGGCCCAGCCCAUCCUUACCAAAAUGGACCUUUUUGAAUGCCGUUUCUUGGCCUUGAAAGAUGAAUGAUGAACCCCGUCGGGUUCUCUCCUUUGUUACUUCCCUUCUGCGCCGAAGCAAAGAGCCGGUACUUGCAUCUCAGUCCCAUGAUUAUGUCGAGGACUUGACCAAAUUCUACUAUUUGAUGUUUCCAUAUAUGUACCAAGAAAGUGUACUUACUCCCUUUUUCACUUACUGAUGGGCCGUGUCAUCAUUAUUGGCGAGCGACAUGUCCAUUUUACUUUUUUUU
Syzygium oleosum is the source of this 1570-nucleotide messenger RNA. RefSeq lists its product as uncharacterized. The coding region runs from base 121 to 594 and encodes 157 amino acids. The record is from RefSeq and is a predicted model, not a curated record. The transcript is spliced from 2 exons. Lineage: Eukaryota; Viridiplantae; Streptophyta; Magnoliopsida; Myrtales; Myrtaceae.